Messenger RNA from Ilyonectria robusta, 350 nucleotides. RefSeq lists its product as uncharacterized. The record is from RefSeq and is a predicted model, not a curated record. The coding region runs from base 40 to 339 and encodes 99 amino acids. The transcript has 2 exons. Lineage: Eukaryota; Fungi; Ascomycota; Sordariomycetes; Hypocreales; Nectriaceae.
GUCUUUAUUUCUAAGCUUGUUUUAUCAUCUGCCAACAAAAUGGUCAACAUUACUCUUCUCCCCCUUGCUCUCGUGGCUAGUCUCGCGGCGUUUGGGGAAGCCAGAAACUGCACCCCCAAACUCAAUUAUUGUGGCAGUGUUCUCUUGGACAUCGGCAAAUACUUUCCCCAAGUUGCAGAUGAAUUGAUCCGUAGUCAAAAGUCUCAAUGUCUUGGGAAGCGUCAUGUCACGGAUUCGCUCUUCUACUGCACUGGAGGCCCCGACGGAGAGAUCAGAUACAAGGGUUUUUGCAAGAACGGUUGCAAGAAUGGUGGCGCUGGCAAGAAUGAUCACUGUUAGAAUGUUUUGAC